Molecule: messenger RNA, 598 nt
Organism: Oppiella nova
Lineage: Eukaryota; Metazoa; Arthropoda; Arachnida; Sarcoptiformes; Oppiidae
Source: the annotation of a GenBank genome assembly
GUUUUUCAUCACAUGUUUCACAACUUUGGUUACAAUUAUGUAAUUAACUUUAAACUAUUGAUUUGAUCAGUAAUUAUGAAUUUAUCGCAAUUUGUGUCUAAAUUAAGUAAAAGUCAUUUCGCGAGAUAUGGAUUGCCUUUCAUUUCGCACCGGUAGUCAUGCCUUAGAUAUGCUGUUUAGUCAUCGAUACAAUGCCUACCAAGUGACUGAUCCAUGUCUUUAUGUGGUAUAUGUGGUACAGCUGUUCAUCACCGGUGGCUCAUAUGUGCUCAAAGAGUUCGCAACCAUUCGCUACGAAAUCAGUCGACAUAACAAACAAUUGGGAGUAACCCCAGAUCUGGUCAAAGAAAUGGGAUUUGAUGUGAAGAAUUUGAAGUCAUUGGAAGAGGAAUAUGAUAGUAUGGUAAAGACAGUGGACACGGAUAACUGGAAGAAUAUUCGUGGUCCCCGACCCUGGGAGGAGAACACCACUGAAUAUAAAGAGAUGAUUGAACGCAGAAUUAGUGAGGAAAAGACGAAGAGAAGGAUAUAAUUUGUUUUAUAUUUGUAAUAAAAAGUCAAAUACAGUCAUUUGUAUAGUUGCCAUAAAUUAGAUGAC